Messenger RNA from Pomacea canaliculata, 4808 nucleotides. RefSeq names its product zinc finger protein 184-like. The transcript has 2 exons. Gene Ontology annotation, molecular function: DNA-binding transcription factor activity; RNA polymerase II cis-regulatory region sequence-specific DNA binding. The record is from RefSeq and is a predicted model, not a curated record. NCBI's taxonomy places the organism in Eukaryota, Metazoa, Mollusca, Gastropoda, Architaenioglossa, Ampullariidae. Gene Ontology annotation, biological process: regulation of transcription by RNA polymerase II. Bases 1513 to 3198 code for a protein of 561 amino acids.
AGUGUUGAUUUAAUGAAUAUGCAAUUGGUUCCUUUAUGAGAUCUUUUCUUGUAAUAUGAAUCCAGUUGUAAUGCCUAAAUGUUUAAAAAUAACUAUUUUUUAAUUGGAAGGCAAUAUUUCCUUACAAGUAAUAACCCAGCAAACACACCUAGAUUGGGCCAAGCUUGGUGCAUCCUUGGUCAGCCUUGGUACCAAUAUUGGCUCUUCCUUGGUCUUUUCAUUGGAUCUUCAUUGGAGGUGAUAGUUGGGCCAUGCUUGGCCCAAGAUUGGGCAAAUCUUGGUCGAAUCUUGGCACCAAGGUAUCACCCAUCUUAUCCCAAUCUUGGGCCAGUCUUGGGCCAUUCGUGUGUUGCCCAAAGAUGCCCCACAUUCAACCAAUAAUGCCCCAAUGAUGUUUUUGGUGGUAUAUUAGCCCUAUUUUGCUGCAGUGUUGUAGCUGAAGACAGCUUGGUUUGAUACAUUUAAAACAUUGUCAUUUGUUUUGGUCUGUAAAACGUCCUUCAGUUGACAAGUCAUUAGAGCAAGACUAACAGUAGCUAUAUUUACUUGCAAGUUGUUCUAUAUUAUCAAAAACCAUAUUAAGAUACAUUAUUUAUUUCCUAUCAUAACCAGCAGACACACAAUUUUCUUAUCACGAUUUAACCAGGAGAACACAGUGAAUAUGAAUAAUAGCCAUUUUAUUUCUACUUACUGUCGAUAAAGAUUUUUAAAAAAUGCACCAACAUAAAAUAUACACCAAUACUAAAUGUAAACACCCCUCUCAAAAGAUCUAUAAAUGAAUAAACAUAAAAUUUUAUCAAGUUAUCAAUAUUAUUUACAAAUGCCCCUCCAAAAGGCCAUAAAACACCCAAGUAUAAAACUCAUACACAUAAUAUAUACAAGCACCCCUCCCAAAAUGAAAUCAAGAUGAAGUGUUCGACACACUUUGUUGCUUUUUUCCCUCCCUCCACUUGCAGCCUCCAUCACAGUCACCUGAUAUGGCCAGCCAUUCCCCUAUAUACUUGUCCAAAGUGGCCAUUGUGACAUUGUUGUAUCGUUUCAGUAUAGGCUCUGGAUAGAAAGAAAGAGAAAAAAAAAAGCAAUUUCAUGUGAGUUGAAAAGAAAUAGGUGUUAACUUUCCAAAAAGGCGUACAAUAUCCACUAAGAAAUUAUCUUUGCAAUUACAUUAGUCUUAACAUUAUUUGCUUAGGAGAAAAUUGUGUAUUAUUGCUGGUGGCAUAGUGUCAAAGGCAUGAUUUAUUUUAAAAAUAUGGACUUUUUUGCAGCAACUAAUGUAAAUCAAAGACUAGUGUCUUGGAAGUUGCAGGAACAAAGGGCUCUUAAAAUGGUGCCAAAUUAAAAUUAGUGACAAGCUGGGUGUUAAGGGCAUCCUUUGUGAUUGGAAAGGUUUUUGUUAGAGGACAGAGACAGCAGAGAUGAAGAACCUCAGGACUGGUGUCCAGAUUCAGUCAGACACUACUUUAACAAUAAAAGAAGAAAAAAUCCAAUGAAAUCGUAGAUGAAGAGGGAGCUAUGUCUGCCAUAAACAAUCAAGUGCAGGUCUCAUGUAUGCGCAGCAUCAAGACUGAACCGAGGUCUGUAGGUGAUCUACAAGAAGACCUAAAGGAUAAUGUAAUACUUAAGACAGAAAGCGCAUUUUGUUCUGAUACAGAUAUGACAUAUUGCUCACCAAUUAGCUGUAUGCAGGUUGAAAACAUUUCUGCUCCAGCUUACAUAAAACCUGAUCAUGCUUGGAAUAUUCCUGAAUCAAACUGGAAACAUGAGGAUGCUGUAAAACUGGAGCUUAAUCCUCAAGAUUCCUAUUGUAUUAAAACUGAGCAAGUUCCUGGUGAAAAACUUCGUCCCAUAAAAGCCGAGAGUGCUGCACACAUUGAGCAGUCAGAUUGCAGUCAUGAGAAUGCUGUGAAAGUGGAGUACCACUGCCAAGAUGUCACCUGUUCGAUUAAGACUGAGCAGGAUCCUGUGCAGUGUGCAAAGACAGAGGAGCAGCUUGUAUUUAAGCAAGAACAAGAUCAUACUCACAUGGUGAAGACUGAGACAGGGUGGCCUGGUCCGCAUGCAGAGACUGUUGCGGAAGUAACCAUUGAUACAGCAACAGAAAUCCAGAAGAAACAAGUGAUGAUCCAUUCUGAUUUAAAAGAUUACAGUUGCACUUCAUGUAGCGUUGUAGUAUGUCAAGAUCAUACUCACAUGGUGAAGACUGAGACAGGGUGGCCUGGUCAGUAUGCAAUGUGGCAUGAGAAUUGUCAAGAAAUGAGUGUUGCUAGAUGCAUAACUCCUGAGGUGACAGAUAUUAUGAGAGAAAAUCAACAUCAGACUACGCCAACUGUUACUGAAGUCCCCAUUAAUGCAGAAACAGAAAUCCACAAGAAACAAAUGAUGAUCCACUCUGUUUUGAAAGCUUACGGUUGUAGUCCAUGUAGCGUUCUGUUAGAAAGAAUAGAUACUUUAAAAGAGCAGAAGGAAGCUAACAGUAAUAAGAGAUCUCACCACAGUGUUGAAAGACCUCACAAGUGUAAUGUAUGUGAUGCAGCUUUUAAAACAUUAGAUGUUUUAAAAAAGCACAUGUUGACCCACAGUAAUGUUAGACCUCACCAGUGUACUUUAUGUCCUUUAGCUUGCAAAAGAUUAGACCAUUUAAAACAGCACAUGUUGACCCACAGUAAUGUUAGAACUCACCAGUGCAGUAUAUGUAAUAAGGCUUUCCUGUGGCCAAGUAAUUUAAAAGAACAUAUGGUGACCCACAGGGAUGAGAGACCUCACCAGUGCAGUAUAUGUAAUGGGGCUUUCAAGUUGUCAGGUAAUUUAAAAAAACAUAUGGGGACCCACAAGGAUGAGAGACCUCACCAGUGCAGUAUAUGUAAUAGUGCUUUCAAGUUGUCAAUUUAUUUAAAAAAGCAUAUGGUGACCCACAAGGAUGAGAGACCUCACCAGUGCAGUAUAUGCAAUAGGGCUUUCAAGUUGUCACGUUAUUUAAAAGUACAUAUGCUGAACCACAGUGAUGAGAGACCUCACCAGUGUUGUGUGUGUCAUUUAGCCUUCAAAACAACUGGUAGUCUAAAACAGCACAUGGUGAAUCACUGGGAUGUGAAACCUUGCCCGUGCAGGGUUUGUAGGAAAAUGUUUAGGCGGCCAUUUGAUUUAAAAAUGCACAUGCGUACCCACAGGGAUGUGACCUCACCAGUGCCAUCUGAGUAGACCUAGUUCCAAGCAGAGGGCAGUUUUAAACACGUGAUAAUUAACAGGGAUGUGAUUAAUGCAGUGUAUAUGAACAACCACGUGGUAUGCUAUCAAUGAGAGAGACCUUAUGAGUAAUGUACUUAAAGCUUUUUUUCUUUUUCUUUUUUUUUUUUUUUUUUUUUUUUUUUUUUUUUUUUGAGGUUCCAUGACCAUUAAAACUGUCUUAUAUAAGUUUGUCUCUGAAUGAUUCAUACUGACAUUUAGACAUAAUGUAAAGCUUUUUUUUGUUUUGAGGCUCCAUGACCAUUUAAAACAGUGCAUUCUUAUAUAAGGUUGUCUGUGAAUGACACAUACUGACAUUAACACAUACUCAUUCAUGCAUGAAGUGUGUAGUGGUGCUAGUUGGUUUCCUUCCGUUAAGAGGAUCAAAUAAUUUGAAAGAGCCAUUUUAAUCCUCUUUUUCUCAAUGCAGGUUGUUUCUUUGGACAUUUUGUCAGUGCCCUAAAUUUUUUAUACUUUGUAUUAAUCCAUGAUCUAGGAGAGAGGUGAUUUCUCUGCCAGAGAAACAGCUUGUCUUUUCAAAGAACAUGUACUGAUAUUGAUGAGUAUCUUUGUGCUCAGUGUGUACAGCCAAAUCCUAAAAAUGUACAUGAUAAUUCAACAUGUAUCACACUUAGCCCCUUUUUGGCCUAUUUUCUCCCUGCUUUGUAUGAAUUGUCAAAGAUGUCAUGUUUUUUCAAAAACUGAAUGGCACACUAUCAGAAUGGUUCCAAAUUAGAAGAGGAUGCAGGCAGGGUGACCCCAUCUCGCCUUAUUUAUUCAUAGGUGUGUGCACAUCCUCACAAAGCACUGUGAUUUUGGGGAUCUAGUUUCUUAUAGCAAUGCUAGUGUUUCGAAAAAAGGCAGGUUGGGCUCAUGUUCAAUCUAAAUAACAUUUGACUGUACUUGUAAAUGAAUCUUCUUUCGCUGGAUAUUUGUCAAUCAAGCUAGUCAUUUCCAUGAAUAACAGUACAUUCUGUACACAAUGCACUUUGUACAAAUGUAAAAGUGAAUGAAACCUAUAGGGUAAAUUUAAACCUCUCAUGAGCGUGACCUCUGCCUUUUUUCAUUUCCCUUUAGACAUGGUGUUGUUGGGUCUUGUGUAUUACUUCGCAAAAAUCAGUGAUUUGUUUUAAAGUGUACAUACUUUGUGCUGGGGGUGUCUGAAGGUCUGCAUGAUACAUUGCUUGCUUUCCCUUACUCAUGAAUGGUAUGAGGAAGCAAUGUAUAAGCAGAAUUGUUGUCUACAAGACUGCUAUGCAGGUAGAACCUUUUUUUUUGUUGUUGUUGGUUGUUUGUUGGCUAAUCAAAAAAGGUCCUGUACUUCUUUUUUAAAAAGUAUACAAAGAUCUUUAAAUUUCAUCUGGAUAUAACUCAAUAAUUAUAUAACAUGAGAGUUGAUACGAAUGUACAGAUGCUUGCAUCACUAAUUUACAAACAAAAGCUUGCAGAUUUUUUCCCCAGAACAUUGCACAAGUUGAAAUGGCUUACUGUAGCUGAAGAGUUUCAGUGUAACGAAUAUGCUAAGUUUCAUCAUUGACUCCUAAAUAUUGCUGUUCUUGUUCUGUGUGACUACAACCUCUACCCAU